This is a messenger RNA of Phytophthora nicotianae INRA-310, 1029 nucleotides long. RefSeq lists its product as hypothetical. Gene Ontology annotation, molecular function: phosphatidylinositol binding. The record is from RefSeq and is a predicted model, not a curated record. The coding region runs from base 1 to 1029 and encodes 342 amino acids. The transcript has 2 exons. Lineage: Eukaryota; Oomycota; Peronosporomycetes; Peronosporales; Peronosporaceae.
AUGACGGACCAGAUCACCACCAUGGAAGGCGCUAUCCGCGCGGCGGAGCAGACGCUGGAGCACCUUUUCAACCCGUCGCUGGAGCAGGACAAACGUAUCCCCAUCGACCUCAUCCACGAAGCCAAGGGCUUGGCCUUCCUCACGGUCGUCAAGGCCGGUUUCAUCUGGACGGGCAAAGUGGGCACGGGCGUGGUCAUCUCCAAGCUGCCUGAUGGCCGCUGGUCGGCCCCCAGCGCUAUCGGCACGGCCGGCAUGGGCUUCGGCGCUGAGAUGGGCGCACAGAUGAUCGAGUUCAUGAUCAUUCUCAACUCGGACACGGCCGUUAAGAGCUUCAUGCAAAAGGGUCAGCUCUCGGCCGGCGCCAACCUCGAGUUCGCUGCUGGCCCGUACGGCCGCGCUGCCGGUGCCAAUGCUAACUUCAGCGCCUCGGGUGUCGCCCCUAACUACACGUACAGCCACAGCAAGGGCCUGUUCGGCGGUGUGGGGCUGCAGGGAUCGGGUAUCAUGGCCCGAUCGGACAUCAACAAAAAGUUCUACGGCCGUGAGAUCACUCCCACCGAGAUCCUUACCGGUGCUGUGGACCAGCCUGCCGCUGCCUCGCAGCUGUACGACGCGCUGCAGCGCGUGGUAAGUAUCCCGCCGUCGGGUAACGUGCAGAACUUCCGACAGAAGCUCAUGUCGCCGUUCACGGACCGCAUGCCUGCUGCUGCGGUCGGACCGGACGUGCAGGUUGUGUACGACCGCGUGCUACGACUCAUUGAGAGCAUCUCAGGUCCUGCUGGUGUGGACGAGUUCAAGACUAGCUGUAAGGACUACGGCCAGAACCGCUGCACCGACGAUCAGUUCGUCACGUACCUGGACAGCAAGUUCACGGCAGAGCAGACCCUGGAGCUCGUGCCGGAGGUCGUCAAGCUUCUGCAGGACGCCAACAAGCGGAAAUACAUCUGGGACUACUACCUCAAGAUCAAGGCUGAUCACGGCUCGCAGCCACGAUCGACGGGUGCUGCAGGUUCGCCCUCGCUUUUCUAA